AUGAUAGCGAACGUAAAGGAUUUCAUCAAACUUCAUAAUGUGCCCAAAGAACUCGCUGAAAGGGUGCUGGACUAUAUCACUUCAAGUUGGUCUCUGACAAAAGGUGUUGACACCGACAUGAAUAGUUGGCUUAGCAAUGUUCGAAGUGUAUGCGAUUACGAAUACGGUCACAAAAUUGGCUCCUCGUACGUCCCACUUGGCAUGCAACGGACUCUUGUCCUGAAUUUUAGUUAUCAUGGAAACAUCAUAAAGCUCCGGGGUGCACCGGCUCGCAAAACGCCAAGGUCCACUCAAGAAUGGCUAAAAUUUUGGCCUCGACCAGGCCUUGUCACCAUUCAGGUUGGAUUCGAAGCUCGACUCUGUGAGACUAUCAGCCUCCCCGACGAACUCAAACCAGACAUUUGCUUAUCAGAUGUUAGCAUGCAAUCUCUUGUCUCUGAAGGUAUGGAUUGCAGGGCACUGCGUUCUCGGGAAGACGCAGAAUUGAGUUGAUCCGUGUUCUCCGAGCACCCUGCCUUCCGGUUGGCAAGCGACAGUUGCCUGCGUGCUCUGGCUGUUGGCUUCACGACAAUACACACUGCACCCGGCGACCUUAUCUUCCAUCAGGGCGAGAGCAUUGAUCAGCUUUGCUUCGUCGCUUCCGGCUCCCUCGAGGUGAUCCAGGAUGAGGAGGUGGUCGCUAUACUGAGUGAAUGA
This is a messenger RNA of Protopolystoma xenopodis, 696 nucleotides long. Lineage: Eukaryota; Metazoa; Platyhelminthes; Monogenea; Polystomatidea; Polystomatidae. The record is from the annotation of a GenBank genome assembly.